Maniola jurtina (meadow brown) is the source of this 2253-nucleotide messenger RNA. RefSeq names its product beta-1,3-galactosyltransferase 5-like. Lineage: Eukaryota; Metazoa; Arthropoda; Insecta; Lepidoptera; Nymphalidae. Bases 217 to 1290 code for a protein of 357 amino acids. The record is from RefSeq and is a predicted model, not a curated record. Gene Ontology annotation, cellular component: membrane. Gene Ontology annotation, molecular function: hexosyltransferase activity. The transcript has 8 exons.
AGGAUAACACUCCAAAACUCGAAAUAUCGUUUGCGGUUAGUUUACGAAAGAUAAUACGAGCGCACUCGCGUCUAUUCUAACUAGUUAGGAGCGAUUAGGAAUGGCGUAGCUAUGCCUACUUCAUUUUAAGUAUUAUUUUCGUACAUUAAAAAAAUAGCGAUGCUCUGUGUUAACGUGUGUUGCUAGUGCGUUAGUCGUGCAUCAAUACUUUGGAAAAUGAAGCGCAAGGUGCCUUAUCUGAAAUUGUUUUUCUUCACAGUACCUCGUCGCAGAGGCAUAGCAGCGCGCCUCGCGGUAUUAUCGCUGGUGCUAGCUGCUAUCGCGGCUGCGUGGUGUCUGGCCGACCUGACCAGCCAGGUCUUGCUGCCACCGCAGCCGAUACUGGCCCUCGACCACUACGCGAUCAACAGAAGCCUCAAAAGCUACCUCGAUAACAUAAGUGUCCUCAUCGAGCCUUCAAGCACGGUGUGCUCUGACAACAAGCGGGUGGAUGUGCUGGUGUUGGUGACGUCAUCACCGAAGAGGUUUGCCCAGCGGCAGGCCAUCAGGGACACGUGGGGCAAGUAUGUGCCUGCCUACUUUGUGCUGGGCUUGGAUGGACCUGCGGUGGAGGAUCUUACGGCAGACAAUUAUUUAGAAGCAAAGGCGUACGGUGACAUGAUAAUCUUCCAGUUCCUAGACCACUACCAGAACCUGACCCUGAAGUCUGCCCUGAUGAUGCAGUGGACUGCCGCAAGGUGUCCUUCACACCUGGACGAGCUCAUGCUGUUCAAGACCGAUGAUGAUGUUCUGGUCAACCCCUGGGUACUGAGACGAGUGGUCCAGCAGAAUUCUGGAAAGGAUCUUAUUGGGUACAGGAAGGUGAACAGCUACCUGCAUCGCGACGCGUACAACAAGUGGUACGUGCCGCGCUGGCUGCACCGACAUGACUUCGUGCCGGAAUACCUCUCGGGGACAGGCUACCUGAUAAAAGGUAGCAGAUUAGAAGAGAUUCUCCAGGCAGCGUUUGAAGUCCCCAUCAUCAAUUUAGAAGAUGUUUACUUCACGUACAUAGUGUCGAAGAUUAAGUUAAACUUAACUUUAACACAUGAUCGCAGAUUAAGUCCUUAUAAACCCUGGUUGCCCCUAGACUGUAUAUAUUGGGGAUUGGCUUCCACACAUAGUUUGACACCAAACGAAAUCUUGGGCGCAUGGCCAAGUAUUGAAAGGUUAGGGAAAAGAUAUGAACAUGGUUUUGAUAAUUGUCUAUAUUUUGUUAAUAAUAUUUGGACCGAAUUGUAUUUGUAUUGAUUUUUGACCAGGUAUUUAAUUGUAUUUGUUUGAUUUCUAACUACGGCCCUCAUAAGAAAGCUCGGAGUCACUCAGUGGGCGAUGGAGAGAGCUAUGCUUGGAGUAAUUUCUCUACGUGAUGAAAUCAGAUAUGAUGAGAACCGUAGGAGAGCCAGAGUAACUGACAUAGAUCAGUGUGUUGCGAAGCUGAAGUGGUAAUGGCCGAGGUACAUUGUUCGAAAAACAGAAAGACGAGUCGCAAGGAGCCGCUGAAUUCAGGCGGCGCAAGAUCGUGGCGUGUAAAAGCCCCUACAAGAGACAGCUACUUAUAUGAUACCUAUUAUAUACUUACUUACUGGAUUUACACUGAAAAUAAAGAUUAGGUACCUACUAUUAAUAUCAUAAUAUAGUUAUACAAAGUAGUUAUGACCAAGAAAAAUAAAUGACUCUUAUUAUAAUUUUGUGAUAACAUUAAAAAUGUUUAUUUUGUUUUUAAAGAGAAAAUAGUACAGAAUUGAUUGUGCCAAGACUGAUUAGAAUAAAUAUAAUUAUAUUUAAGAGUUUUAACACAUGUAAACUUAACACCAACACUCGAUUUAACCGUUUUCUAAUUCAGUAACAUCUUAUUUUAACCACACAUCCGACACUCCCAUAUAGACGAACUGAUUUAAUUAUUUACCUAUUACUCUAUUACCGGAACACCGGUCUGUCCAGAGUCCGCAAAAGCGAACUGAUUUAAUUAUCGAUUGCUACUACCGGGGCACCAGCCUGCCCGCACAUGAUUUGGGUGGAUGUGACUGACGGUGUAUCUGAGGUUUGAGCGAAGCUAACGAGCGGGACAAAGCAACAUCAGCUGUCAAGAUACGGAACUCUCCAUAUAUGAGUCCAAAACAUAAGUGGCCUAUUUAAUAAAUUUAAAAAGGUUGAUCCCUUAUAGUAAUACUAAUGAAGAAAUAUACAUAAGUGUUAAGUUUUAGUUAAGUA